Messenger RNA from Funneliformis mosseae, 821 nucleotides. NCBI's taxonomy places the organism in Eukaryota, Fungi, Glomeromycota, Glomeromycetes, Glomerales, Glomeraceae. The record is from the annotation of a GenBank genome assembly.
UGAAACGAGUUAUUUUAAAAGUUAACACGAAACUUCCAAGGUUAUCUAGACCAUCUUCAUAUACAGCAAGGAAACCUUCAUUUUUAUCGAAUUCGACUAAUAGCUUCGAUGAUAUUGAAACCGAUCCUUCUUCGAUUGUACAAGAAAAAUCAUCUAAUAAAGAGAAUUUAAUGGAAGCAAAUGAUCAACUUGAACAUUUGGAAACGUCCAAAGAUAACUUUAUUAAAAACGAAUAUACAGCUGAUGAUAAUGAUAAUCAAGAAGCUCCCGUAUUAAUGCGUAAUAUUGCGAAGACAAUGUCAUCAUCCACCACAAAGACGCAAAAGACGAAUGUGAUCGCAGCAGCAGCAAAAUCAUUACCAAAGAAUUUUAUACGUUCGUUACGAGGUGAUACAUCGAGAAAAGAAAAUGAUAAACCGCCAAUUAUUACGUUGAUCACGACACCUUCGUUAUCACCACCGGUCGUUAGUCAGUUUUCUUACACAUCAUCAUCAACAACAACAGUUAUUGAAAAAAAAAAGAAAAAUCGACGUUCGAGGAGUGAAAGUAUUUCGAUGACAGCACAAGCUUUAUCGAAUAUGUUAAAACGAAGGUCAAAACAUCGGUCUGGUUCAAACGAUUCUAAUUUAAUAAGGAACGAUAAUAAUGGUGGAACACCUGCGUUGACUUAUGAAAGUUUUCCUGAUCCCGAUCCCGAUGAUUUUUUCAAUGUUUAUUCAUGGGAUAUACCGGAUUCUAUCGUUUCAAUGGAAGAUGCUGGUGGUGUGUUGCAAAUGAUUGAAUAUGACGGAAUAUUUGUAAAUGGCGUAAAAGUUGAUUAA